This is a messenger RNA of Suillus clintonianus, 1080 nucleotides long. RefSeq lists its product as uncharacterized. The transcript has 9 exons. The coding region runs from base 337 to 969 and encodes 210 amino acids. NCBI's taxonomy places the organism in Eukaryota, Fungi, Basidiomycota, Agaricomycetes, Boletales, Suillaceae. The record is from RefSeq and is a predicted model, not a curated record.
AGGACACGUGCACGUGGAAGGCGGGGAGCCGAGACUAAUGUUGAACUUGUCAGCGCCCGCCUAAUUCGGGACGAUACGAAAUUGAAUUUCUAUGGCCGGACGGCAAAAACAUGGAGGCUGAUAUGAAACAGCUCCCAAGUUUCCGUCCUGCAAACGUUACCGUAUAGGCGGGCAGAUCAUGCCCCACGAAUGAGCUCAGACGCUUCGUCAGCAAUCCGAGAGCUGUUAGGAGCAGAUUAGUAUACACUGAUACAGGGGCUUGUAAUGGCUCAGAUUUAAGAGAAUGUCUUCCGCGAGACAACAUAUCCUUCCCCUCUCAACACACAAAGAGUCAAGAUGGGGCAUACGCUCAGAAAUGUCCGAAUUUUUAUUUUGUCGUUCACUCUCAUACUUGCGAUCGUGGUACUUGGCAUAAGUGCCCACCUCAUCGCCAUCCGACCUACAGACUAUUGGCGGUUUGCUGCGCUGGCAGUCGCAGUGUCCUCCUUGACAAUUCUCACCUUCCCUCUGUUUAUCAUACUUGCUUUUUCUGUUACUAGGCAGGGAAAACAUGGGGUGAUCGUUGCUGAGGCUAUGUGGAGCACUAUAAUGUGGAUCUUGUGGCUCUCAACUGGAGCUAACUCCACCCGUGCUGCCCGCAGAACUUUCUUUAGUGGCGCUUGCGGUGUCUUCACAUUCUACGGCAGCAAAACCUGCAAUGAGUUCAAGACCGUCGAGGCUUUCGCCUACAUCAUCUUUAUCAUCCUGCUUGGAUAUACCAUUGGGCUCAUGGUGUAUGAGUUCACGCACGAAAGUGAUCGUGGGACAGGUGCCAGCCGAGGAGGUAUUGAAACUGGAACCGGCCAGAAACCACCUCCUCAGACCCAACGUCAGCAGCAGUCUACUACCUCAGGUCAAUCAACUGAUGCUUCUCACGGCCAACAGAAGUCAGCAGAUGAUACGAUUCAGUUCCCUCAGCCUAAUCAGUAGGAAAUGCCCGCAACGUAGUCCCUAUUAAUAUUGCCUAAUUUUUGUAUUUUUAGCUGGAUAGUUUAAAUUGUAUCGUUAGCAUUGAUUUUUGGCAAUGUAUCAAACAGAUGG